Molecule: messenger RNA, 3662 nt
Organism: Rhipicephalus sanguineus (brown dog tick)
Lineage: Eukaryota; Metazoa; Arthropoda; Arachnida; Ixodida; Ixodidae
Product: phosphatidylcholine:ceramide cholinephosphotransferase 2
Exons: 9
Coding region: 780-1871 (363 amino acids)
Biological process (GO): ceramide biosynthetic process; sphingomyelin biosynthetic process
Cellular component (GO): endoplasmic reticulum membrane; Golgi membrane
Molecular function (GO): sphingomyelin synthase activity; ceramide cholinephosphotransferase activity
Source: RefSeq, a predicted model, not a curated record
GCCGCCGCUUGGGCAGCAGCAAGUCGCGAGCUGCGCUCGACGCCUGGCCUCCUGCUGGCCACGUUGGAACCGAUUCUCUCCGUGUAGUACGUGUGCCUGUGUGUGCGUGCCUCCGCGACCGUCGUUGACGCCAAACUUGGAGCAAGCACCGACGUCGCUGCGAAGUUGGGCUGGACACGAGAAGAGCGCACGCCCGUGUUAUUUACUGCUGCGAAGCCUGCAAGGAAUUCCAUGAACUGAGCCUGGCACGAGUGGCACCUUCGCCGAGAGAGAGCCCAGCGAGCUUCGUGGUGCCGGCGUUUGGGCGAAAAGAAGGCGACGCCGUCCGCCUCCCUCCGUUCGGCGCCUCGUCUCUGUCGGUGCCGUCGUGAACGCUUUUUCUUGCCUGACUUCUGAACCGGUGGCUGCGCCAGAGCCCGGGAUCGCCCCAAGUUUGCUCGUGAGCCCGGGUGUCCCCGCGCGUUCGUGGAUGCGUUGUUGAAAAACGUUAUCAGCCAUGGUAGCCUGCCUGAGCCGACUGUCGAUCUGACAUCAGCUGUGCCGAUCACACUCCGCCGGCUGAACAGGCGGCAAUCUCGAGCUGGUCUCCAGCUCAGUGCGGUUCGGCAGAGUCGUCCGCCUAGGGGCAUCAGCAGGGCAACAACACGUGCAGCAGCGCCUGCGAGCACGGCGUAAUUGGCGCGCCUAAAGAGGCGUGCUACCACCACCAGGGCGAGCAAGGCAUCGGUGCGAUGCGUGAAGGAGACCGCUGGCGCUAGGCGGCGGCGGGCUGACGCCCCAUGAUUCAGGUGAUGGACACCACAUUGUCGGCGACGGGCGCCGAGGGCCAGCCGCUGCUGUGCAACGGCGCCGCGUCGGGCGCCUCAUCUGGUGUCGGUGGCACCUCGGGCCUGCACCACUCGUGGCCUGAACACCACGCCGACGAGUAUCGCAACCGGCGCGACAAGAAUGGCGACCUGCUCGCGUGCGACACAGUCAUCAGCAUCGGCACCACAGCCUCCCCCGUGGAGCGCGGCGGCGAGCCGCGGCUGUUGCAGGAGAAAUGGAAGACCCUGGUGGCCUUCACCUUCCUGUCGGCCAACCUAAUCCUCAACCUGACGUGCUUGGCCUACGUGCACGAGCGCAUCCCCGACCGCGCCAAGUACCCACCGCUGCCGGACGUUUUCUUUGACCUCUUCCCGCCGCUUGACUGGGCGCUCGACGUGUCCGAGUCCAUCAUCAUAUUCUGCAUCUGGUCCACGCUUGGCUUGCUGCUCAUCCACCGCUACAGGUGGAUUGUCCUGCAACGCGUUUUCUUCAUUAUGGGUCUUUUAUACUUUAUGAGGAGUAUUACAAUGUUUGUCACUCAAGUCCCUGUUGCAAGUACAACGUACUACUGUUCUCCAAAAGCAAAUAGCACAAAUCCACUACUAAUAAUGAAACGGGUUGCCCAGCUGCUGAGUGGAUUUGGACUGUCCAUAAAUGGGCAACACACAUUCUGUGGAGACUACAUCUACAGUGGGCACACAGUCAUUUUAACUCUUUCUUACCUCGUUGUCAGGGAAUAUUCCCCCCAGCGCUGUAAAUACUUGCACCUGGUCUACCUGGUCCUGAGUACGGUGGGGAUACUCAUGGUGCUACUGUCACGCGGCCACUACACUGUUGAUGUGGUCAUUGGCUACUACGUCACAAGCAGGGUGUUCUGGAUUUACCACACCCUUGCAAACAACAUGGCUCUCAAAGUUGCGUCUCAGAAUAACUACCUGUCACGGUCAUGGUGGUUCUCACUAUUCACCUACUUUGAGAAGAAUGUGGGAGGCGUAGUGCCACGCCAGUACGAGUGGCCGCUGCCCUGGCCCCGGAGGUGGCUGCCGCGCACUCGGAUAUCCUAGCACCGCACACAGGGUUAGGACAAGCAGCAGGGCAUAUGAAUCUACCAUGGUGUGAAGGACAGCUGGGGACAAUGCUCAAGAUCCCCCAGGGAGGCAUGCGUGUGCGCGUCGAAUCUCCUCAUGGCCAGCCAUCUCCUCCACACUCCGUGUGCAGUGCUGCUCAUGUGUCGUCAGCAGAAGACCGAAAAAGCAUACUGCUUUCUCUUGUGCGUGCCUCUCUCCUGAUCUGCUACUUUUACAGACAGUCAGAUGCAACCAAGGAAACAAUAAGCUAAUUCAAGUGUGUUGUCAACGACCGUUGUUCUUUUCUUCUCCUUGUGUCUAUCUGUGUUUGUCGGCUUCUGUGUGGGACGUGUUUCUUGCCCUCUCCCCCUACGAUGGCUACUUAUAUUUUGUCGUCUUCUGCAAGUUUCAUCUGUGCAAACAUCAGUGUGCGUUUCCCUUCCACCAUGUUGCUGCACUAUUUGCCAGUCCGAAAGACUUGCGUAUUGUGGUUAUUGCUUUUAGUACCUUACUACGCCAACCUUUAAAGGUGUGCCUUUCUUUUCCUUUUUCCUGCUUUAAUCGUGUACAUAGUGCUUUUAAGCUUCGGGCAUCCUUUGUUCUUUUUUUUUUUUCAUAAAUAUAAUGUACAGUUUGCUCUUAAUGUAAAGUGAGGCAAAAGGAUGAGACAGCUGAAAAGUUAUAAUGUAAACAGAACUUUCGAAAGCUUGUCAAAGUUUUUGCCAAAUUUUAAGAUAUUGGAGCCUCUUUUUCUCCACUUGCGGCUACAUUUUUUUUACUAUGCUUUGUGCAAAAUUUUUGAGCUCGCUAUUGCGGCACAAGUGUAACACCAAAGCCCGAUUUCAAAGCCUUUUCUGCUUUCUCUACAUGUGUGUCACAAUCACAUCGUCAGGCAAAAGUGAAAUGGUGCCAAUAUAUAACCUCACCACGGCACUCCUGUAGGCCAGGGACAAUGUGCAGGGCAUUGGGUUGAACAUGUGAGCAACCUUUUACUGUCAACAACUCCUAUUGCCUACUGGGGAAUGAACCAUUAUGCAGUAUUGAAAUAAAAGUAUCAAUAGUUGUGCUUUGAAGUUAAUACACAUUGUCAACCCAUCUCAAGUUAUGCAGAUUACGCUUGUGAUAAUGUGAAGUGAUGCGUGUGAGGAACUCUAUGGUCAGUCACUCUGCAAAGUAUGUGGAUAUUGGCAAAACCUUUUCAGAAGGGAAAAAGGUGCAAGCAUUGACUGGUUGACUGUUUUCGGGUGGCAUCUUGCUUUAAGCUAUUUGGUGCAGCCACAACCUGUCUGCUUUUGUUUACCUGUACAUACAUUUUCUUGUGUGUCUUCAGGUAUGAGCCACGUACGUGUUGAUGUUUAAGCCUUAUACACAAUAUCCCACAGGUUGUGCUUGACUAAAAGAUGCCUUAAUGUGGUUUCUUCCCUCUGUAUAAGGAUUGGAUGUGCCAUCUCAUUCUUUUCUAAUUCUUUUUCUUCGUUUUUUCUUGUAAUGUGUGCCUGUAGAUCUGCAUGUAAAUGUUGUUCUGUUGCCUUAACAUGAGCAGUCACUCGAGGCUUUCUGCAGGUGGCUUUGAUGCAACAAGACUAAAGAAAAACAGAGCCAAAGUUUACGGCGUUUUGGUCAUAAAGCUGCAUAACACAAAAAGUUGCGCAAACAAUAUUUGUCUCUGUCUGUGAUAACCAGAGCAAACGUUAUGCAGGUCCUUGCGAUUGCUGUGUGUAUAAUGAAAGAAAAAAAGAAAGAAGACCGUGCGUGAAAGUUGCAAAUAAAUAUUUUUCGUGCCCGGCA